CAUUAUGACCAUAUUCACCCAUGUGUUUUAUCUCUAUGUGAAAAGAACGUGACAUCCAUCAUCCUCUUUUUUUUUUUCUGUUGUCAGCUGAAAUGAAAGCUCAUUACUUAAAAUGGAGCCCUCUCAGCUGCUGGUGAUUGUAUUACUGAAUGCUGAUGUGACUGUCAAUAUGGGUGUUUUGGCUCUUGGAGAUUACAACACAGUUUACAGCCUGCUAUUAAUUAGUAUUCCUUUUCAGUCUCGGAGAUUUUUAUCUAUUAUGAAGUGAGCUUUGAACAUUUAACAGCAAUAUCAUUGUUUUAAUAUAAUUUAUAUUACAUUAUACUCGUGAGACCCCAUCCCAUUUUGGGCUGGCUUUGUAAUGAAAAACUGUAGGCCUGUUCUGAUAACCUUUUUUUUAAUAACCUUUUUUUUUUUUUAAACCUCCUGUUGACUCCACAGCAUUUAUAUUACAUCUUCUUAAGGAGUUUUGUUAUUCCAGCAAUGUGCUAUAAUUAGGUAUAUGAAAGACAGAGGGUAUCAGAGCCUCAGUUUUCACCACUGAUCUUGGGACUUCAUAAAGGGGCUACAGAUGGACUUUUCAUCAAUGUCUACGGCUGAACAUUCGCAAAAUGUCCUCUGCUUUUCUUUUUGUACCUUCUUUCAGUUCAGCUUUAAGCAGACAAAAAGCUGGUUGCACAACACCCCGCAGUAUUUACCUCCAUUUACCUCCUCCACAAGCGGACAUCGUGAGAAGUAGGACAUUUACUGAAUGAGGCCAUUUUGUUUUUAAGCAGGAACUCUGAAAGGCUUUCUUUAGAAAAAAAAAUCACUACCGUUUCAAACAUAUCCAGAGGGCAAAAGAAGAAAAUAAACUCAGAUGGCUGGAGCAGAUUUGGUCAGGACCAAGAAGCUGGCAACUGUACUCCUGUUUCUCUCAUGCCUGGUACAGCGUAAAUCACCUCCUGACAGCUCCUUGCAUUUCAGAUAAUUGUUGGGCAGUGGCAACCCACAACAAAGCUCUGCAGUUUGUAUGUUGCAACAUGCCUCUCCCGGGGAAUAGCAAUUGUGCCCGUAGGCCCUAAGCUGGCUCCGGACACCUGUUAUUUGAGAUACAACAGCAAAAAUGCUUCUAAAAGUCAAAGAAAUCCUUGCAGCAAUGCUAUAUGCCCAGAGACCAUUAUUUCAGAUAUUUAUAUAUGAAAGCUGUUGGUGUGAUCGAGCAUGCACCCUUGGCCUUGCUGUGCUUCUGCACAGCAGUGGUUGCAUCCAUUAAAAUACUGUAUUAUCAGAUAGAUUCAAAGGAAGCUGAGGAAACACUGGCCUAAAAACCUGUAAACCAAACUGAAUUCCCAGAGCCACACCACAUUUCCUAGAGCUGCUUAUGAGAAACCCAUGAGGAGACCAUAUUUACUUUCAAUUUUGUUCUCCCAUCUUCUUUCAUAGAAUCCUAGAAUAGUUAGGGAUGGAAACGACCUUAAGAUCAUCUAGUUCCAACCCACCCUGUCCUGUUGCAUAUAGUUAAGAGGGGAAGCAGGAAAAUCUCUUAAAACAAUGUCAACAAAUGUGAGUCUCAAAUGUUACUACAGACUCACAAUUUCAUCAGGAAUCUCUUUGCAGUUGUGGGGUUGGGUUAUUUUAAAGUAUUUGCUCCUGGAAUUGGACUGUUUCAUCAAAGCUUUGUUUUCUUUCCUUUUUUUUUUUCCUCCCCUUUUAAAAAACAAUCUAGUCCUCAUGGCUGCUAGGGAAAUGAAAGCAUGACCACAAAAUAACUAAAAGGAUUUAAAAAAACAGGCAGGGACUGGGGAGGGAAAAGCGUUUGAGUACUGCAGCUUUCAGAGCCAGCUCAUAACACCAUCAUCAUGCAGUGCUAAUAAGCCUUGCCAGGCUGGACUUUGAUCUGUGCACAGCAGCUUGAGAGUGCACAGAGCUGCUGCCUAAUGAAAACUGCACACAGAAAGACGGGGGGGUGGUGGGGAGAGAGAGAAAAAGUAGUUUUCCCCUUUUGGGGAAACAAACAGCUUACAUCGCUUUCAGUUUAUGCCAACAGUUCCACUGUAUGUUAGUUAUUAAAGAGCAUUACGUGUGUGUGGCCAACAACAGUAAGGUUUUUCAGAAUUACUUGAGCAAAAUUAUUACUUUGGGUUUUCCCUGCAGCUUUCUGGAUGGCAACAGGAGCAGCAGCAAGGCUUUAAAAGGUCACUUAGGCAGAAAAUUCAUACAGGGUGAAGUAACAAACCAAGAGAUUAUUUUUUUGCUUUUCAUUUACAAUAAUCACAGCCUGUUUAGCUUUAGUGUUGCAAACUGAUUUGUUCCAGGAUUUUGCAUCUGCUUUCAUGAGAAUGUUGGGAUGAUUCAUUUCCACAAGUUAUUGCCAAAAAGAAAUUAAAAAAAAAUAAAAAUAACCAAAGAACACUGAGGCAUGAUGGCAGAGCGCCUUACCAACAUUUUGAACACGCAUCGCAACCGCUUCCUCCUGUUCCUGGACCUUGCAUGAGAGUUAUCCGCCCGGCCCAGCAAGUCAUCCCAAAUUACUCAGACCUUCAUGCUGCCCAAGGCACCAGAGGCCGACCACCCCAGAGGAUAUGCCCCUCCCCUGGUCCUCCUCCAUUCCUAAACCAGCUAUACAACCAGCUACCUAAUGGCCAGCUGCCCCCCAAGGCAUGUGGCUCAGAUGAAGCAUGUUGUUGUCCUUGUGACAAUUUUCCAUCUCCAGCUGCCGUCCCGAGACCUCUCAGUAACCCUGCAGCCAAGGGAACUCUGAGAACCAGCAAUUUGCCGGAGGAGUUGCGCAAGGUCUUUAUAACCUAUUCGGUAGACGCAGCAGUGGAGGUUAUGAAAUUCGUGAACUUCCUGCUUGUAAAUGGAUUUCAAACUGCUAUUGAUAUAUUUGAGGACACGGUACGAGGUAUUGACAUCAUUAAGUGGAUGGAGCGGUACCUAGGUGAUAAGACGGUGAUGAUAAUCAUAGCAAUCAGUCCAAAAUACAAACAGGAUGUGGAAGGGGCUGAAUCCCAGCUGGACAAGGAUGAACACGGCUUACAUACUAAGUACAUCCACAGGAUGAUGCAGAUCGAGUUUAUACAACAAGGAAGCAUGAACUUCAGAUUCAUCCCUGUGCUUUUUCCACAUGCCAGAAAGGAACACGUGCCUACCUGGCUGCAGAACACUCACAUUUAUAACUGGCCGAAGAAUAAGAAGAACAUCCUUUUGCGGUUACUGAGGGAGGAGGAAUACAUUGCUCCUCCGAUAGGACCUUUACCAACACUCCAGGUUGUACCGUUAUGAACAUUAUUGCUUAAAGUGCACGACAAGCAGUUGUUAAAGGGUUGUUCUUGGCAGGGAGCCAGUGCUCUUCCAGAUGGCUCUUUUUGAUGACAGAAGACACUCUUUCUGCUAAAGGGAUUGGUUGUUUUGGGUAACUCAGGCUCGGCUUGGUCUCUACUAUGAUAAACAUCUAUUUCUGAAGCUGAUGGGGCAGAACUCUCUUCUCUAGAGUUUUAAGAGCUGCACAUGGAAAGAAUGCCCAGUUUUAUUUUAACAUCUGUUUUUAACAUAUUCCUUUAUUAGUCGAUAUAGCAAACAAAUACCAGAAAUAAUGUUGCAAUAAGUGUAAAAUAAAAAUUACAUCCUUCUCUUUGCUCAGGGUUUCUUUAAAGAUAUUCCUGCCUUGUAUAGCAUUAUUGAAUAGUUAAUUUGUAUAUACACUAUUAAAUAUAUUUGCCUUUUGUAAGGGAACCCUA
Pezoporus flaviventris is the source of this 3722-nucleotide messenger RNA. It is a transcript of the gene TRAF3IP2, whose product is annotated as TRAF3 interacting protein 2. Lineage: Eukaryota; Metazoa; Chordata; Aves; Psittaciformes; Psittacidae. The record is from RefSeq and is a predicted model, not a curated record. The transcript is spliced from 8 exons. Gene Ontology annotation, biological process: positive regulation of canonical NF-kappaB signal transduction; humoral immune response. Bases 2473 to 3267 code for a protein of 264 amino acids.